Molecule: messenger RNA, 1268 nt
Organism: Elaeis guineensis (African oil palm)
Lineage: Eukaryota; Viridiplantae; Streptophyta; Magnoliopsida; Arecales; Arecaceae
Product: elongation factor Tu, chloroplastic
Biological process (GO): mitochondrial translational elongation
Cellular component (GO): mitochondrion
Molecular function (GO): translation elongation factor activity; GTP binding; GTPase activity
Source: RefSeq, a predicted model, not a curated record
CGUCAAGAACAUGAUCACCGGAGCCGCCCAGAUGGACGGCGCCAUCCUCGUCGUCUCUGGCGCCGACGGCCCCAUGCCCCAAACCAAAGAGCACAUCCUAUUAGCCAAGCAGGUCGGCGUCCCCAACAUGGUGGUCUUCCUCAAUAAGCAGGACCAGGUUGACGACGAGGAGCUCCUCCAGCUCGUCGAGCUCGAGGUCCGCGAGCUUCUCACGUCCUACGAAUUCCCCGGCGACGACGUCCCUAUCAUCUCCGGCUCCGCCCUCCUCGCUCUCGAGGCCCUCAUGGCCAAUCCCAGCAUCAGCCGUGGUGAGAACCAGUGGGUCGACAAGAUCUAUGAGCUCAUGGAUGCUGUUGAUAACUACAUCCCCAUCCCUCAGCGCCAGACCGACCUCCCCUUCCUCCUCGCCAUCGAGGACGUCUUCUCCAUCACCGGCCGUGGCACCGUCGCCACCGGCCGUAUUGAGCGUGGCACGAUCAAAAUUGGUGACACCGUUGACAUCGUCGGCCUUAAGGACACCCGCACCACCAUCGUCACGGGGGUCGAGAUGUUCCAGAAGACCCUUGACGAUGCCAUGGCCGGUGACAAUGUCGGGCUGCUUCUCAGAGGUAUCCAGAAGGCUGACAUCCAGCGUGGAAUGGUCCUUGCCAAGCCUGGCACCAUUACGCCGCACACUAAGUUUGUUGCCAUCGUGUAUGUGCUCAAGAAGGAGGAGGGCGGCCGGCACUCACCCUUUUUCGCUGGCUACAGGCCACAAUUCUACAUGCGGACGACAGACGUUACCGGGAAGGUAUCGUCCAUCAUGAAUGAUAAGGAUGAGGAGUCGAAGAUGGUCAUGCCCGGAGACCGUGUCAAGAUGGUUGUGGAGCUCAUCAUGCCUGUUGCCUGCGAGCAGGGUAUGCGGUUCGCCAUCAGGGAGGGCGGCAAGACUGUCGGUGCUGGUGUCAUUCAGUCCAUUAUCGAGUGAUUGAACAGGAUAGAUAAGAUUUUCUCCUAUUCUUGUUCUCCUUACUCUAUUGCUUUCUUACCACUUUGUUGACGGUGGUUGCUUGACUCAGUUGUACUGCUUGGUUUGUAAGUCAGCCAUUAUUAAAUCAAAGAUACAUCAGCUGCAGGUUCUCAAUCUGAGGACCACCAAAGAUCCACAUUUGUCAUAUAUUUCCAGUUUUGUGUUUCUUUUUGUAGUGUUGUUCUGUCCUUGUGGGUAGAAACUUGAAACAAUAGAACUGUGUAAUUUCAUUUUAAUUGUUGUUUUGGAUGAUGGUGUU